Molecule: messenger RNA, 2398 nt
Organism: Coniophora puteana RWD-64-598 SS2
Lineage: Eukaryota; Fungi; Basidiomycota; Agaricomycetes; Boletales; Coniophoraceae
Product: E1-like protein-activating
Exons: 9
Coding region: 120-2189 (689 amino acids)
Biological process (GO): C-terminal protein lipidation; cellular response to nitrogen starvation; autophagy of mitochondrion
Cellular component (GO): cytoplasm; phagophore assembly site
Molecular function (GO): Atg8 activating enzyme activity; Atg12 activating enzyme activity
Source: RefSeq, a predicted model, not a curated record
GACUAACGCGUGUGUGCGGGCUCCAGAUAUCGUUGUCUUUUUCUCCCUUUAUCUCUUCUCCAUCCUCUCCCUCGAUCAUCAAAGCCUAAACUUUCCAGCCAACGAAGGCGACGAGCACGAUGGAAGUCGUCAAAUUCGUAUCCUUCUCGUCGAUCGUGCACCCUGGGUUCUGGCAUGAGCUCACCCGGGUAAAGAUCGACGUGCUCAAGCUCUCGGAUGAUACAUUGACCAUCGGCGGAUCGUACGCUCCGGGUAGAUCAAUCAAAGAUAGGGAGACAGGCGGGGAGAUCGCGAUGCCGUGUAACUUUGCACUGGGCGAAGAUGCAUUCAAGGAAGUUCAGACAGCAAACUUUGCGAUUCCUGUACAGGGCGAGUUCAAGAACUACAAUACGAUUGAGGAUUUCAAAGCCGCAAAGAAGAAGGAGCUGCUCAACAACUUGAGCAACAAGAUAUGGGACAGCGUCACGAAGGACAAGGACACGUCCAUGCUGACACGCUUCUCCCUGAUCACGUUCGCGGAUCUGAAGAAGUAUAGGUACCAUUACUGGUUCGCGUUCCCUGCAUUCCCGGCCGAGCCUUCGUGGCAGAUCGCUCAAGGAGGAUGGAAGGCCGCGAGCGAGGAGUCGAGCGCAAAGCAGCUUUCGACUAUCCAUACACGCUUAAGCGCGAAGCCAAGCGCGUUCUUCCUCAUCAGGCCGGCUGGUGACGAUGUUGAAAUGGACAUGGUCGAGAAUUAUCAAAGCUUCUUUGCAAAUGUUGCGCCUGAGCAGCGAACGAUCGGUUUCGUCGAUCCCUCCGCACAACCUCAAAAUCCAGGAUGGCCACUACGCAACCUGCUCUCAUACCUGCACGUACACUACCCCACCGACUCGAGCGCCGUGCGUGUUCUCUGUUGGCGUGACUCGGAUGUCCCGUCGGCUGCCUCUAGUGGUGGCUGGAAGAGUCGCUUCGGUGUCGUGUCGCUCCCUGCUGGUGCGACAAUCGCCGGGCCGACCAAGGCUGUUGGGUGGGAGAAGGCGCCUGCGAGGGGCAAAGACGGUGGGGUCGAGGAGAAGUUGAUCCCGAGAAUGGCAGAUCUGGCGCCUAUGAUGGACCCGACGAGGCUCGCGGACCAAGCAGUCGAUCUCAACCUUAAGCUCAUGCGAUGGCGCAUCAUGCCCUCCCUCGACCUCGACAAGGUCGCGUCGACGCGGUGCCUGCUGCUGGGCGCCGGCACGCUUGGGUGCUACGUCGCGCGCACGCUGAUGGGGUGGGGCGUGCGCACUAUCACCUUUGUCGACUCUGCGCGUGUAUCGUUCUCCAACCCCGUGCGGCAACCCCUGUUCGAGUUCGCGGACUGUCUCGAGGGAGGGAAGCCGAAGGCUGAGUGUGCUGCCAAUGCGCUGAAGAAGAUCUUCCCGGGGAUGAACACACGGGGGAUCGAGCUGUCGAUUCCUAUGCCUGGGCAUCCGAUCGAGGGUGGGAAGGACGGGAAGCUUGCGCAGAAGGCCAAGAAGGAUGUGGAGGAGCUGGAAAAGCUGUUUGAUGAGCAUGAUGCGGUGUUUUUGCUGAUGGAUUCGAGGGAGAGUCGGUGGUUGCCCACCGUUCUCGGUGCUUCAAAGGGGAAAAUCGUAAUGAAUGCUGCACUUGGCUUCGACACGUACCUCGUGAUGCGCCACGGUGCACGGGCGUCGACUAGCAAGGGCCAACGCCUGGGGUGCUACUACUGCAACGACAUUGUCGCACCUGCCGAUUCCCUGACAGACCGCACGCUCGACCAGAUGUGCACCGUCACGCGCCCAGGUCUCGCACCUAUCGCAGCUUCGAGCGCCGUCGAGCUCCUCGUCUCCCUCUUGCAACAUCCCGAAGGCCUCCACGCCCCGCCGCCACCGCCCGAGUCAUCCAAAUCUCAGAAUUCUGAAGACGGAGCGAACGAAAGCGUGCUCGGGCUGGUCCCGCAUCAGCUGCGCGGGUUUCUCGCGCAGUUCCGGACGAUGCCGAUUACGGGCGCGGCGUACGACCGAUGUACGGGGUGCAGUGAGGCCGUGCUCAAGGCGUAUGAGGAGAGGGGGUUUGAUAUGAUGCUUGAGGCGUUCAAUGAGACUGGGUAUCUUGAGAGGCUGACGGGGCUGGAUAAGCUGCAUAGCGAGGGGGAUGCGGCGUUUGAGGCGGUGGAUUGGGAUGAGGAAGAUGAGGAGGGGGAUAUGUGACGAAGAUAAUGAAGCCAUGAAGAACCGUGCUACGGCAAGUAACUCUAUCGAGGAUCAUGCUGAGGAGAACGAUGGCACUAAGCGUACAAUCGUUCGGAAAAUGUGUUUUAUAUGCGCUCUUGCUUUUUGCCAUUGCUAUCUGUUAUAUCGGUUUCACUUAUUUUCAUCCAGUAUGCGAGGGUUUCUCCCAAUGUAUUACUAGUGUACAU